AAUGCAGGCCGCAACGGAUCGCAUCGACCCACGGACUGCUAUCAACGCCACGCACAAUGCGAGCUUUACAUACAAACUGGCAAGACAUCUGUUCCAGCUGCCGUCGCGCAUGCUCGGUCGCAUGCGUCGGUUUGACGACGUCCUUGAACAGUCUUUGACGGCAGGAGAAGCGGCCGACGGCGCCACUUCCGACUCUCGUAUUGCCCGGGCACAGCAGCGCAUGCGUGAAACAGGCUUGGCACCCUUGCCAGGCCCGUGGGGUUUCUUGACGUCGGGCUACUUCGUCGGACUGUUCUUCAUGUCCUUUCUCCUGCACCGGAUACAGAAUAUCGUUGUUCCUCCCCGCCACUCUUCGUACCGCCGGCAAAUACGAUCCAUUGAGCGUCGAUUCGGCAGGUGUAUCUGGACGAGGAUGCUGCGCGCUGUGCUCCCGGUCAAUCUUUCAUCGACGCGAUCCCGUCUGGUUUUCCGGAUGCCAUCCAUCUACCUUUUGUUGAAGAGUUCAACUCUGUGGACCGUUAUCCUAUUACAAACGGCGCAAUUGUACCCAUCCUCCGCGAACAGCCUAGUCCGGAACUUAGGUGACUGGGCGCAGAUGAAACAAAUGGACGACGUCUGUUGGUCAACUUUCGUGACCAUUUGCGUCGCUUUGUUCGUCGCAGCGCUCACAAACGGUAUGGAGGCGCUCCAUUCCGCGAGUAAUGCUCCGUUCAACCUGUUUGGGUACUCCUUCGUCCUCUACGUGUACGCCUCUCCUAUGACCCACAUCCACAAGAGCCGGGGAUUAGCUUCUCGGCCGGAUGUUCAUGUUCUCAUCACCAUGAUGCUGCCGCUGCUCCAGCUCACUAUGACUCAUUGUCUGGAAGUAAAGAAGAGCUGGGGACGGAAACGUCUCAUUCCGACCACCAUUGUUGGCAUACUAUCCCUGAUCCACUUCCACCUCGUGGUCUGGUGCUUCCCAUCAUCCUAUCCGUUGCCGAACAUCGUCCCCAACUUUGUCGAGUCGUUCCUGCUCUUUAUCACGAUCGUCACGACCGCCCUCAAUGCGAUGACGCAGCUCCUCAUGAACGGCACCAUUACCAAGCCCCUCGUCGGACACGCUGCGACACUCGUGCCGAAGUGGGAAGAGGACUUUUCCGUCGUUCUUUUCCGACUUGGGACGGCCAGUCUUGAAGCAACAAGCGUUGCUGGCUUCGGAAACGAAGUUGGUGGCAUCGCGGAGCUCUCUGGCGACAUUGCCAAGGCACCUUUUCAGCCGCACCAAGGCACGGUCGAGAUCAACCGCUCAGGCGUGGUGUCCAUCGCGUCUGGGAGGAAUAUGGGAGAGAGUCAAGGCUUUGCAAAUGAGAUCAGGAACGUCAAAGUCUCCUCAAGACAUUCAGAUGCCUGGAUUGACACACUAGUGAACGCUACAUGGACUAAAGAACUGCUGAGGUUCCUGCUUCAGAUCUGGAGGGUCGCACGAACCUCCACGUGUGCACUGUGGGCCAAAAUUAGAGGACGUUCCAGGCAAGCCAGCCUCGACCUCUCCACGCAGACCGCUGUUACAGAUGCCGAGGACGAGGACGUCAUGGAGAUCGAUGCCGACGUCUACCAGCGGUUCCUGCGUGGUGACGAGCUUAGCGAGGACGACGAUGACUUUGAGCCGAACGCAUCCCUGCCAGGCACGCCUUCUUCUGCUUCUGACGACGAGGCAGAGUCAGAGGACGAUGACCCCACACAUAAGAGCGCCUCUGACACCCUCAUCCUCUAUGCCGACCUCUCGGAAACAGCAAGCAGCUCGGCGACCGCACCGCUUCUGCUGGCCCACAUGACGAACCCCGACUCCUCGCCGCUCACCCGCCGGCGGUACUCGCGCUUCAUGUCCGGCGCACUCGGCCAGUCGUCGUCUGGCCAGAUCGCCGACUGGGGUGCGUUCGUGCAGGAGCGGCGCGAUUUGAAACGUGGGCACGCCGAGGACGAGGGCACGCUCGAGAGCCGGCGAGACUGCGUUAUCUGCACCGUCGAGCCGCGCGACAUCAUCUGCUGGCCCUGCCGAUGUCUCGCGCUGUGCGACGACUGCCGAGAGAACCUGGCGUCCAGGUCAGCCGCGUCGAAGCACCUGUGUCCGUGCUGCCGCAGACCAGUUGAGGGAUUCUCAAAGAUUUACAUACCAUGAAUGACCCCGUAUGUGUAAGCUAACCAUGACGGCCAGCAUCUAAUUUAUACGUCGAGACUGUGUAUAUAUAUCCAUCGCUUUGUAUCACCGUGCUUCCGUAUUCCAGACUAUUGACGGA
This is a messenger RNA of Phanerochaete carnosa HHB-10118-sp, 2276 nucleotides long. RefSeq lists its product as uncharacterized. Gene Ontology annotation, biological process: ubiquitin-dependent protein catabolic process; protein ubiquitination. The record is from RefSeq and is a predicted model, not a curated record. The transcript has 5 exons. NCBI's taxonomy places the organism in Eukaryota, Fungi, Basidiomycota, Agaricomycetes, Polyporales, Phanerochaetaceae. The coding region runs from base 605 to 2158 and encodes 517 amino acids. Gene Ontology annotation, molecular function: ubiquitin protein ligase activity.